Messenger RNA from Rangifer tarandus platyrhynchus (Svalbard reindeer), 333 nucleotides. The record is from the annotation of a GenBank genome assembly. Lineage: Eukaryota; Metazoa; Chordata; Mammalia; Artiodactyla; Cervidae.
AUGAGCAGGGCAGUUUCCCUCUGGCACUCCGGGAAGAAGGAUCGAGAAAUUUACAGGGAAGGGCGAAGACAGUCACAGGAGAGUCCGGAAGAGGCAUGUGCCCUCCAGUCAGCGGGGCCACCCGACGGCAGAGCCAGUGAAGGAGCAGACCUGCUGGUUAAAAUCAAGGUGGGGAGUCGCGUGAGACCACACCGGGCCCCAACCCUACGGCCACCACCACACACUACCUCUCCCGUCACUGGUCAGCAAAGCUUUCUCCUGCCCGAGGUAUCUGGGAACACAUGGUGGUCAGGAAAGACUGUGUUAAUCCCUGCCUACCACCUUCUCGUCUGA